Molecule: messenger RNA, 489 nt
Organism: Bipolaris zeicola 26-R-13
Lineage: Eukaryota; Fungi; Ascomycota; Dothideomycetes; Pleosporales; Pleosporaceae
Exons: 1
Coding region: 1-489 (162 amino acids)
Source: RefSeq, a predicted model, not a curated record
AUGAGGGCGGAAGCUCCGCCGCGCACGGGCGGGGUUAUAUCUUGUCCCGUCCAACGAGGGGCGAGAGAAGGAAGGGGGCAGCGCAAGCUCCCGCCCCGGAGAUGCUUGGGCGCAGAUAAGAUGAGACAUGACCCUUGGGAAUUACGACAAAAUGGUCGAGGCGAGGCCGGCGGCCCAAUUGGCGCGGGCGAGAUUCAGAUGAUGCGGCACAUGCAACCGUCUGGUCAUCCGCAGCCAACCCAGCCAACCCGACCAACCCGACCUUCGGAGGCCAGCCUGCCACUGCACAGAUGCACAGACGAACGCCUGCAGGGCGGUCGGCCCCCGCCGCCCAAUCACGCCCACGGUUAUCGUCAUGGAGCGGCAGAAAAACCGUGGGGUAGGCCAAUUUUCCCAUGCACAACCCGCCGCAGAGGUCGUCGCUAUACUACAGUAUCCACACACGACCAGCUCUGCCAACCUUCCGCCACGCCGCGGCAGACGCUGUGA